AUUAAUUCCACCUCUCAAGGUUGCGGGUGCGUGAACUGUAGGCAUAUUCUGACUAAUCCUUGUUUGGCGCUUUGAGAAUCCAAGAUCCACUCCGUUGAUAUGACUCAUCCUGGUUUAUCCAUUAUCAAGUUGCCAACCACAGAUUCUUCAACCGUCAACAGCGUAACAGAGAGUGCGGGGGAAAAAGUCACUCAACGUGUUGUGUUACUUCCAAAACAGAGUAACUCAGGAAGUCAACUUGUUUGGCGUGGUGGUUGUUUGCAAAGCAUUUUAAGUGAUGUGCCAAGUCAAAAUAACCAACCCAAUGUUGGACAACUAGGUGGCAAUUUUGGAGAAAAUAUUCAGCGAAAGGUAGUCAACAUAAAUCCUUUUGAGGAUAAAUUGUUAUCUUCUCUAUCAAUGCCGUUGAUGUGGAAUCAAAAUCAGCAAGAUACUACUAAAAAUGGGUCUUGUAAUAUGAAUUCCAAAAACAAGAACUUAAAGCGAUCUAGGGAUGAGUUCAAUCCUAAUAAUUCCGAAGAUAACAGUGAUUCAUCUGGAGAAAAGUCAUCUACAAAGGUACGAGCAACCAAACCUCGCAUUCGAGCACAAACGAAACGUUCAGGGCGGAGAAAUGCUCAAAAACCAGUACAACAACCCCUUCUUUUAACCUUGCGAUCUUUUCAUCCACCUGGAAACUUAUUACUUCCUCCACUUGAUCUAAUUUCUAAGUUUGAUGGCUUAGUUGCAUUUGAAAAUGACAAAUUAGUAAUCAAUAAUACAUUGGGUGGUUUAUCAACAAUCAAUGAAGAAAACACUGAAGAUGCAUCAACAACAGCUAAUGCUGCUGCAACAACUUCCAGUCGAAUGAAGAGUAGUGCAGGAAUCAAUGAUAUUGACUUCGAGGAAUUUAAACAUUACAGGCGUCUCAAUGGCUAUUCACUUUUCGUACACGUUAAUAAGAAAAAAUAUGAAACAUUUCCAGGUUCGACACCUGUAGAUGACACAAAUGAUGCCGGUGAUAAUAUGCAAACUAGCCUUGGUGCUUCUAAUAUGGGAAAAGAAAACCAGAAGUCCAAUCGUAGGUGGCAGGCUUUAUGGUUAACAAUGCCAGAAAAAGUUAAACGUGAAUGGAAAAACAAAGCGAAGCGUCUUUUGAAACAAAUUGAACAGCAUGAAAAACGAGAAGUUGUAUCUGAGGAUAAAAAACUACGUGAACGUGAUCGUUUGGAAGUUCAACUAAAUCGCACACAAACAACAUUUUAUAGUUUACUUGAUUUGGCUGCUCAUUUUCAGCUUUUAAGUGAUCGGUUUGCAACAUUUUCUAAAAAUGUUAAUGAUUAUGAGGGACCAAUUGAACCUGUAGGUGUAGAAUCCUUACUACUCGAUGGUUUACUAACAUGUUUAAUUCCAUUGAUUGCAUUAACAACUGAAUUGGAUCCAUUCACAGAUGUUCCUGAUCGUAAAACUAUAUGUGACGCUUUAACCAAUUUAACUUUCAUUGCGCCAUUUUGAAACACACAAAAUUUAGAAACAUUUAAAUGAAUUUUAUGUGAGAAUACAUGCAUGUUAUGUUAUAUUAAAUGUAAAAUAUUUAUGUAAAUAAAUUUUUUUAUCACUUUUAAA
Molecule: messenger RNA, 1605 nt
Organism: Schistosoma turkestanicum
Lineage: Eukaryota; Metazoa; Platyhelminthes; Trematoda; Strigeidida; Schistosomatidae
Source: the annotation of a GenBank genome assembly